Pelobates cultripes (western spadefoot toad) is the source of this 1203-nucleotide messenger RNA. The record is from the annotation of a GenBank genome assembly. Lineage: Eukaryota; Metazoa; Chordata; Amphibia; Anura; Pelobatidae.
AUGAAACGGAAGACCCACGAGAUAGGUACACUCGGACCGACUCCACCACCCGAACACACCACUACCCUGGUGGUAUAUGAUAUAAACGGGACACCACAACCCUGACCUUCACCUGCGUAGACACAGACUACCGAGGGGACCACUGCCUUGCUGCCCUAGCUCACGCUAAGCGGCGGUUUGGCAUUGCCAUCCAACUCGGUUACACAGGUACCUAUCCCUACAGGGACUGACAUCCCAAACACCCAAGAAACAACAUAGACUACAGUGCAUAAGCCCAUAACAGGCACCAACUAACUACACGACUCACGAGAGACCCCCAGACCACGGGGGACGGAGGCGGCGGGCGCGGGACGCCGAGGUGAUCCUCUCUACAACCCCACCAAACCCUAAAACUCUCUCCACACACCCAUCCCCGCCCUUAACCCAUUCCUGGGCCCCCAUUCCCCACCCCUACAGAAUACCACAACCGCACCAUUCCACAUAAUCACACAAAACUGCAGAGGCCUGAACGCCCCUGAAAAAAGGUCUCACCUUCUACAAGACUUGAAACACCGCCGAGUUUCGAUUGCCCUCCUACAAGAAACGCAUCUCAGAGAAGCAGACACCCAUAGAAUACAAAACAAGCACUAUACUACCACCUACCAUAGCAGCCACCAAACCACCCGAAAAGCUGGAGUCUCGAUUCUCCUAAGCACCAAUCUACAAUUCACUCACUCCGAAACGCUCAAAGACACAGACGGGAGAUACAUAUUCGUGAAGGGAACAAUCGCCCAGAGAACCUAUACGUUCGCCUCAGUUUAUGCCCCAAACACAAACCAGGUUAAGUUCCUGCGCAGAACGCUCCUGAAACUAGCAACUUUCACGGAAGGCAUCCUUAUUCUCGGUGGAGACCUCAACCUACCUCUGGACCCUAUAGCAGACACCUCCACUGGACACAGCACAAUAGCACAAACGGCAAUCAGAAGACUCCGCAGAACGCUACACGACUUGAGACUGGUGGAUACUUGGCGAGCACUCCACCCAGACAGCCGAAACUACAUACACUACUCGACCCUACACAAACGGUACUCGCGCAUUGACUACAUCUUCAUCCAACAAGAAGGACUCACACAUCUACAAAAAGCCGACAUUAAACCGACCCCGUGGGCGGACCACAACCGAAACCUCUAUACACCUAGACUCUCCCAUCUUCAAGCCCACUAG